AAAGCAUGGGACGUUUUCCGGGGAGCAUGAAGAGGAAACACCCCGAUAAUCCCCUCUGAAGUGAAAUAAAGGUCAAUAAUAAAGUGGAGAUGCCUCCAGCCUCAGCAGCUCAGAGGAUCUCUCCUGAUCGGGACAGAGGUUUGGGCUUUGGUUUUCUUCUGGGCAAUGACUAUGAGAGGAAGAAGAAGAGACUCCAGCAGGAGCUGCAGCUGGACUACCAACAGUACGCUGCCAAGAAAAAGGAUCUGAAAACUGAACCUCGUGCCCAGCCUCAGGGUCUCUCGCUGCCCAUUCAUGACAAGAUAUCGGUCCAGGAAAAACUGAGAGAGGAGAGAAAGAGAGAAUACAACCUCUUCCUCCAGGAGAAAGCAACUGGGAGGUUAAAGAGGGGAACACCUCCUGUUUCUGCCACGUCUGAACAGGAUCCAGUUCCAGAGGCUGUUCCCUCUGCAGCUUCCAUCCACACCCGUACAAACACACACCCUCCCCCCAGGGUUCGCCCGGCGUCCAGGAGAGACGCCGCCACCCUGACGGAGGAUGGGAAUAAAGAUACAGACAGAACCGGGAGUCGAGGGCGGAGGCGAUGGCGACUCCAGAGACUGAAGCAGCCUCUCUACCUGUACAGCUCCGAGGAGGCCGUCACGGACCAGGAGGAGGAGCAGGAGAUCAGGGGGAGACAGAGUCCAGAGGACAGGAAGCAGAGGAGGAGCAGGAAACCCAGAGCCAACAGAGCUCCUCGGCACGUAAAGGAGGUGCAGGCCCCCGAUGUUAAAGACAACAACAACAACAACAGCGACGACUGGCUCUGGAACUCAGACCGUCUAAAGCCGGAGAGCAGGAGGACACCUGCAGCAGAUCUACCUGCCUCCAUCAGGGACAGAGCUCAGGUCGUUACUGGACUCCUGAUCGGAGCAGUAGACGAGCAGACGGCCUCUCAGGCGAGGAAAGACCGGUACAAACAGGAGCUGCUGAAACAGAUCGAGGAACAGCAGAGGAGCAAGAUCCUGGAGAGGAAACUCAGAGUGGCUACCAGAGGAGCCUCAGACCCGGGGAAACAGCCUGACAGUCGAGGACAGGAUGUCCUCCACAAGCCAAGAGAGGACAGACUGCUGAAGGACGCGGAGCACAGCGGAAGGUCUCGUCAUGAUCAGGUUUUCAACAAGGAAUACCACCGGGACUUCUCUAAGAUCCUCGGAGACGUGUCCAACCCGAGGGUUACUCCUCCUCUUCCUCCCACUUUUCCUGAUCAUUACAGGACUCCACACAAUGCAGCGUCCUACUACUAUGGAUCCAGGGAUCCACUUGAUCCUGCUCCUCUUCACAACCAGAGUCCUCCUCAGAGACCUCCUCUUCCUCAGAGCCGCCACACACAGCCAGUGUCCAGGGGGGUGGAUCAGCAUCACGUGUCCCUGCUGGAAGUUGGAGAGUCUCCUGCAGAAAAGUCCAGGCUGAUGAGAGAGCGUGCACAGAGCUACCAGGAAGCCCUCAGACUGCAGAUCAGAGAACGAGAGGAUCAGAAAAGAAAAGUGAAAGAGGAGAUGGAUCGAUACGAGGCCAAGAUAGAGGCCGAGAUGAUUGCGUUCAACCCCUGGGGAAGGAGUGGAGCGGGAGCCCCAAUCAAAGACCAGAACGGCAACGUCGUUAGUGACCUGAAGCACAUGCACAGGACCCACAAGGACCCUCACAGGACUCCUGUCUCCAGGGGCAGUGGACAGUGUUUCCUGAUGGAGAAAGGAGACGCCUCUCCAGCAGCUGAAGCCCCCCCGACACACCGGCUCUCAGGUUUCAGUGAUCAGCUGACGCCAGAGAAGCUCCAACUGAAGGACCGGUACAAGGAGGAGCUGUUCCAGCAGAUGGAGGAAAAAAAGCGUAAGCAGGCGGAGGAGGCAGAGCGAUUGAGGAUAAGGGAGGAGAAAUACGAGAGGAGGCUGGUGGAGGAGAGAGCUCGUCUGCAGAGGGGGUACGAGGAGGAGCAGAGGAGGCACGAGGAGAAGCAGAGGACGCCGCAGAGGAAGACUGAGAACAGGCAGACAGAAACCAGAGUCCAUGAAGCUGAACCCCAGCAGGAGGAACCAGAGCAGGAGGAACCUGAGCAGGAGGAACCAGAGGAGGAACCAGAGCAGGAGGAACCGGAGCAGGAACCAGAACAGGAGGUACCAGAGGAGGAAGCGCAGAGUACUCCUGAGAUCGUGCACGGAGGGGGGUCUCCUCCCGUCCCGGCCCUGCAGAGGAGGCUCAAAUACCAGGAGGCCUGCAGACCCUCCACUGAGGAGAGCCUGAUCCACACUGAGCGCUCAGUGUCCGCACCUCCCCGCCCUGCAGGAACCCCUCCGUUACAAGAGGGUCAGCAGGAGGUGAUGAGGGGGCUGUCGGCCCUCCGGAGGAUUCUGAGAAAGGAGCAGAGGCACCUGGAGGCUCAGCUGGGACAGACUGACCAACUGGAGCUGCGCUACAUCCCCUCCAGCGGACCCAGAAGACGACCCAGAGUGGAUGCGUUUGAGUCGGCUCGCACUCGUCCGUCAGUCAGGACCACCCCCUCCUCUGCCGCUGCUCGAUUCAAUGUGCAAAACAUCUGGGAGUUCAACCAGCAGCACCACAGAGAUGUUUACAGCGGGGAUGCUUGUGAGGAGCGAGUCCAUCAGCAGAGGAUCGCCCCCCGCCGGAGACCAGACUGUGACGCGAUGAAUCAGAGGGGCCGAAACAUCAGGACAGAUGUUCAGUCGGAAACCAGAUUGGACCCUGAAUCUAGAGUCAGGACCAGAAACCAGCACCGCAGCGUGAGACUUGACACCGGGGACCAAUCAGAGCGGUGUGCAGAUGAGGACCAGCUGUCUCUGCACUCGGCCCUGCAGAGGCGCGUGUCUGUGGAGAGUGUUGCCUCGGAGGCCUGGCUGCGACCUGGCACCUCGGACAGCAACACGUAGCUGAGAGAUCCCUGACCUCCGUCCCCCUGCGGCAGCUGAGAGUGUCCCUGUGAAUGUACUGUAAAUAUAUGCAUGUGUUGUCUGAAUGAAUACCCCCUGCAGAGCUCAAUUCCUAAUAAAAUG
Molecule: messenger RNA, 3047 nt
Organism: Eleginops maclovinus (Patagonian blennie)
Lineage: Eukaryota; Metazoa; Chordata; Actinopteri; Perciformes; Eleginopidae
Product: centrosome and spindle pole-associated protein 1
Exons: 25
Coding region: 90-2924 (944 amino acids)
Biological process (GO): positive regulation of cytokinesis
Cellular component (GO): spindle pole; centrosome; microtubule
Source: RefSeq, a predicted model, not a curated record